Messenger RNA from Ilex paraguariensis (yerba mate), 909 nucleotides. Lineage: Eukaryota; Viridiplantae; Streptophyta; Magnoliopsida; Aquifoliales; Aquifoliaceae. The record is from the annotation of a GenBank genome assembly.
CAGGAUGAAGUUGCCUGAGUCAUUUGUAGCCAUCUUUCUCUUCCUGAUAUGGCACUCAGUAUCAUCUGGAAAUGGUGCAGCACAAGCAUGCACAUUCAUUGUGAGAAACUCAUGCCCCUUUCCAAUAUGGCCGGGGACUGCCCCAAACAAAGGUCAUCCAGUGAUAGCUAAUGGAGGAUUCUACCUUCCACCAGCCCAUGUCUGGCAAAUCCAAGUCCCAGGGGGUUGGAAUGGUCGCAUUUGGGCUAGGACUGGAUGCAACUUUGCCUCCAACCGGAAGCCUGCCUGUGAAACAGGCGACUGUGAUGGACGACUCCAGUGCAACGGAAGUAUAGGCCUUCCUCCAGCUACACUAGUGCAAAUUGCACUGCAGGCAGACCAGACCAAACCAAGUUACUACGACAUCAGUCUCGUUGACGGGUACAACCUUCCUGUAUCUGUCUCUACGGUCCCGGAUGCACAUAAAUGCCACAUCGGAGGGUGCCCGAAGGAUGUGAAGGACAUAUGCCCAGGAGAGCUUAUGGUAUUGAACGACAAUGGGGAAGUUGUGGCGUGCAAAAGCGCUUGCUUGGCUUUCAAUCUCGACUCAUUCUGCUGCAGGAAUCAAUAUGGUAGCCCAGAGAAGUGCAAACCAAGUGUGUACUCACAAUUGUUUAAGGAUGCUUGUCCCUCUUAUUACAGUUAUGCCUUUGAUACCCCACCACCACUGGUGAGUUGUGUUUCAAAUAAAUACGCAAUAACUUUCUGUCCUUCAAAAUGGGGCAGAGAAUAUGAGACUAUGUAGAGUUAAACUGCCCUUUCUCUCAUCAAAUGUUACAGGGUUUGUUUCUUAAUGGUAUUUGGUUAUGAUUGAAGUACAUGUUUAUUGAUCUUAUUAUUUUGUAGUAAAGGAAUGUGACUUCCAAUAGU